GUUUAUAGAUGUUGUGAAAAAGUAAGUGUUUUUCGAAAAUUGUCUACGAAUUGAAAGUUUUUGAGUUCGUAAAAGUUGUGUGCGGAAAGUUCAAUUUCGUUUUACCUAAGUUGAUUGGAUAUACCGUAGCACUGAUAGAAGUUCAUAUUGUGAGUUUCGGAGUUUGCCACUCAAUUUUUCCUAAAAAUCGCCAAAAUGAUGGCCCAAUUUUCUUGAAGAAAAUGCCUGAUUUCCUGUGUUCAUAGCUGGAAAAGCACUGACACUGCCUUUAUAAUUGCGUCUAAUGUAAAGCAUUUCAAUUCUGGGAAUCUUGUUCAUGGAGAGUAAUGGUUUUGAAGAGGAAUUAUUCGAACGGAUAUUAUGAAAAAAUGGCAUUCUGGAAUAAUAUGAAAGACUUAGCAAAAAUUUACGCGUUUACUUGUUGGCUUUUUUUAUCAGUAUAUGCCGACGAACAUAAUCAUAGAUACGAAAAAAACGACGAAGUAGUACUGUGGAUGAAUACCGUUGGCCCAUACCAUAAUAGACAGGAAACGUAUGGCUACUUCAGUUUGCCGUUUUGCACCGGCGCCAAAGGGUCUAUCAAUCAUUACCAUGAAACACUUGGAGAAGCUUUACAAGGAGUGGAGUUGGAAUUCAGCGGUCUGGAUAUCGAAUACAUGCAAAAUGUACCAUUCACUCCGUAUUGUGAGAUUUUCCUCAACGAAGAGAAACAGAAAGCCUUUAUAUACGCUGUGAAGAAUCAUUACUGGUAUCAAAUGUACAUAGACGAUUUACCUAUAUGGGGUAUUGUUGGUGACGUUGACGAAGAAAACAAAGUCUAUUCUAUUUGGACGCAUAAAAAAUUCGAUAUCGGUUAUAACGGCGAUCGUAUCGUUGAUAUAAAUUUGACAUCGCAGAAUAAAAUGCCAUUAACGUUGAAUACUAAAAUUAAAUUCACUUACGAAGUCAAUUGGAAACAGUCUGAUAUUCGCUUCGAAGAUCGUUUCGACAAAUACCUUGAUCCUACGUUCUUCCAACAUAGGAUUCAUUGGUUUAGCAUAUUCAAUAGUUUUAUGAUGGUUAUAUUUUUAGUUGGAUUAGUAUCCAUGAUCUUAAUGCGUACCCUUCGUAAAGAUUACGCUAGAUAUAGCAAAGACGAUGAUCUCGAAGAUUUAGAACGUGAUUUAGGAGACGAAUACGGUUGGAAACAAGUUCAUGGCGAUGUAUUUCGUCCACCUCCUCAUGGAUUACUUUUUUGCUCUCUGAUCGGUACCGGAUACCAAAUUACUUUGGUGACCCUCAGCGUAAUCACGUUCGCCAUUUUAGGCGAUUUGUACACGGAACGUGGCUCUCUAUUAAGUACCACUAUUUUCGUAUAUUCAAUUACGUCGCCGGUGAACGGUUAUUUCGGCAGCAGUUUGUACUCCCAAAUGGGAGGCAAAAAAUGGAUCAAGCAAAUGAUUGUGUCGGCUUUCCUUAUACCAGUAUUGGUUUGUGGUACAGCGUUCUUCAUCAAUUUCAUCGCCAUGUACUAUCACGCUUCUCGAGCCAUACCUUUUGGAACAAUGAUCGCAGUUCUGUGCAUCUGUUUCUUCGUUAUUUUACCACUGACCAUGGUAGGUACGGUGCUAGGACGUAAUCUGUCCGGUCAGCCAGAUUACCCUUGCCGUAUUAACGCCGUACCUCGACCGAUUCCUGAGAAGAAAUGGUACAUGGAUCCUCUCGUAAUCAUCAUGUUGGGUGGAAUAUUACCAUUCGGAUCGAUAUUUAUCGAAAUGUACUUCAUUUUUACGUCAUUUUGGGCUUACAAAAUUUACUACGUUUACGGUUUCAUGUUGUUAGUUUUCUUUAUACUUAUUAUUGUUACUAUGUGCGUGACCAUAGUUUGCACGUAUUUUCUUCUCAACGCCGAAGAUUAUCGUUGGCAAUGGACAAGUUUUCUUUCAGCGGGAUCUACUUCGAUUUAUGUGUAUUUGUAUUCCAUUUACUAUUUCUUUUUCAAAACCAAAAUGUACGGGUUGUUUCAAACGGCUUUCUACUUCGAGUAUAUGGCUUUAUUUAGUUUAGCGUUAGGUAUCAUGUGUGGUACUUUAGGUUAUAUGGGAUCGUCGAUUUUUGUACAGAAGAUUUACGCUACCGUUAAAAUCGAUUAAUUUAUGUUUCAAUUUAUGUAUCUUUCUUGUUACUUGUGUACCACGUUUUUUUCCAUAUUUGUUUAUUAUUCUAAAUAUUUAUUUUGUAUACCUUGUUAUACUAUUUUCGCGCGUUCGUAGACGUCGCUAGUCAUAGGUAUGAGAGAGUUAACGAAAGUACAAUAUUCGAAAUUUUCAUCACUUUUUCUUUGUUUAUUCCACAUUGCGUACCACUACUUACAUGUGAGAACAUUUUGGUACCUAUUUACUUAUCGGCCUGCGUACCCGGCCGAACAUAUGAAAUUUGAGCUCCCUAAGACUGAUUUUAAAAGAGAAUCGCACAUAUGAGAGAUUUAGUGAAUUUGGAAAUUUCUAAAUACCAGCUGAAAACAGUUGGUAGGUAAUUUAAAUGUUAUCGUACAAAUAUUAGUGACAGCGGUAAUUAUUAUUGGCGAAUAAAAUACCGUUUGGAAGGGGGAAGAAACCGUCAUCGUAUUAUUUGUAUUUGUAUAGUGUUUGCAUUUUAUUGAAAUACAAAGUGAUAUUAUAAAAGGGUUUUAAGGGUGAAGUUUCAUUAAACAUUUUGUAACUUUGUGUAAUAAUUGUAAGAUGUAUGUAAUGUUAGCGUAGAUGUAUUUUGUAAUGCUUAAUUUGUUAAGGUAUGUUUAAAAAACCACGUACGUGGUAUAUUGAGACUUGUAUAUCUAAUCAAUGUGAAAUAUUGAUAUUGGCUCCGUAAAAUAUGUUCCCAACUGUACUGUUAUCGUGAAAAACCCAGCUAAAGAAAUAGGCUACUAGAAACGAAGUGCCAUUCAACAUUCUAACUUUUAUUUUACAUACCUACUUAUUGAAUUUGUUUGAUUUUUUUUUUUGUAAAAAUAAAAGCAAUACAUUGUACAGCUGCAUUACGCAUAUUUUGUUUUUAUAAACGAAGAAAAAAAACAAUGUUUAAAAUAUUA
Messenger RNA from Planococcus citri (citrus mealybug), 3070 nucleotides. RefSeq names its product transmembrane 9 superfamily protein member 3 (gene TM9SF3). The record is from RefSeq and is a predicted model, not a curated record. The transcript is spliced from 3 exons. Gene Ontology annotation, biological process: protein localization to membrane. NCBI's taxonomy places the organism in Eukaryota, Metazoa, Arthropoda, Insecta, Hemiptera, Pseudococcidae. Gene Ontology annotation, cellular component: membrane. The coding region runs from base 327 to 2132 and encodes 601 amino acids.